AUCAAGAAACCUUAAGAAAAGAAACAGAUAAAUUAUUAAAAAAUGGAAUUAUUGAACACUCAACAUCACCAUGGUCUUCACCUGUCGUAUUAGUUAAAAAGAAGGAUGGUACAACAAGAUUUUGUGUUGAUUAUCGUCGUUUAAACCAAAUUACAACAAAAGAUGCUUUUCCUCUACCAAGAAUUGAUGAUAUUUACGACCAAUUAACAAAAGCAACAUAUUUUACAAAAUUUGAUUUUAAAGCUGGAUAUUUUCAAGUACCAUUAGACAAAUUAGAUCGACCAAAAACAGCAUUUUCAACUCGAGACGGACAUUUUCAAUUUAAAGUAUUACCACAAGGUCUUACUAAUGGACCACCAACAUUUCAACGUAUUGUUAAUCAAAUAUUAGGUCCAAACAGAUGGAAACAUGUACUCGCCUAUAUCGAUGAUAUUAUUAUUUAUUCACAAAAUUUUAAUGAACAUUUAAAACAUAUCGAAGAAGUAUGUUUAUUAUUACAAGAAGCCAAUUUUAAAUUAAAUGUUGACAAAUGCGAAGUUGCAAGAGCAGAAAUAUUAUUUCUUGGACAUUUAAUUAAAGCAGGUACUAUUAAACCUGAUCCAGACAACAUCCGUGGUUUGACCGAAACACGUGAACCAACAUCAGCUGAAGAAGCAUUUAGAUUCGUCAAAGCAGCAGAGUAUUACCGAAAAUUUAUUCCAAAAUUUUCCACCAUCGCUGCACCAUUACAUAAAUAUUCUCCAGCAACAGUACAACAACAGAAGAAUAACAAAAAAUUAAAAUUUGAAUUAUCUGCUGAAGCUAGAACAGCAUUCCACCAACUUAAGAAAAUAUUAACAACUGAUCUUAUUCUCGAUUUACCUGAUGAUACAUUAACAUUUAAAUUACAAACUGAUGCUUCUGUAGAUGGAAUCGGGGCUGUUUUAUUACAAAUGACCCCCAAUGGUGAUCGACCAUUAGCAUAUGUGUCAAAGAAAUUAACAAGAACACAAAUUAAUUGGCCAACAAUUGAACAAGAAUGUUAUGCAAUAGUACAAGCAAUAGAAAAAUGGGACAAAUAUCUUCGUGGACAUGAAUUUAUAUUAGAAACUGACCAUGAACCAUUAAUUCAUUUUGCAAA
Molecule: messenger RNA, 1120 nt
Organism: Rotaria sp. Silwood1
Lineage: Eukaryota; Metazoa; Rotifera; Eurotatoria; Philodinida; Philodinidae
Source: the annotation of a GenBank genome assembly